AGGCGGAAGCGCGGCAUUCAGUCCCAGGGUACACCGCGGGAAGAUGGCGGGUGUGCUAGAUAGGAGUUACAUAGAGAUCUGCGGCUUCGAAAGAGAGUCUGUUUUACGAUUCAGGCAGAUCACACUGAAUCUGGGGGUUGGACUUCACUCUGGCGGUGUGAAGUAUGCAGACAGUGCAGGGGGAUUCUCAUAUGAGGACAGCGGGAAGCUCCUCUCAGUCACCAGCAAUAGAUUCAUCCACUGGUCCACCUCGGGUGACACUGUUCAGUUUGUCGAGCAAUCACUGGACACUAAUCUUCUAAAUAAUGCUGUCCGCCUGCGUAUCCCAAACUGUCUCUUGCUGCCUGGAGGAGUUUGCAUACAAGAGACCCUCAACAACGUCAUUAUUCUGAUCGUCACCAGCCAGUCGGUUCAUCGCCUGAUGCUGCCACACCCCACCCGCAUGUACCGCAGUGAUUUGGUCACUGAACUCCAAAUGCAGUCCAUUUUCACUGACAUUGGGAAGCUGAAUUUAAAUGAACCAGCCCAUAGUUAUGUGCUACCAUUUGCACAAGGAACACAAGCGACUGUUCCAUCCACAUCGGCCGCCUGGAUCAGUCAUCAGGGGGAGGCAGUGUUCGCUCUCGCCUCGCCCUCAGGAGGCAUAACUGUAGUUACCUUGCCUGCUCAUGAUCAGGAUGGGACUGUGUCCAUUCUGGAGUUGAAACAGAGUUCAAUGAUGCAGCGAUUGGCCGGCUGGAUGCCCACCGCCAUCAGGGGAGAUCAGAGCGUUUCUGACCUGGCCAUCAGUCUGGCUAUCCACCAGCUAGAAGAUGACACUUUCAUUUUUGCGCUGUGUCAGGAUCAUAAACUGCGCAUGUGGUCGUUUAAGCAUCAGAUGUGUCUGUUGGUCACUGAUAUGUUGGACUAUAUGCCCGCGGGUCGUGGGGACGUGAAGGCUUCUCCAGCACAGGCUCAUAAGCUCCGUCUCUUCUUUUCCUCCUCCACCGGCCUGUGUCUGGCCAUCUACCUCGCAGUGCCCAAAGGCAGUCAGUUCUGUGUGUUGCAGCUAGUGGCCAGUGACAACAGUCGCUACAGCCUGGAUCACAUCUCAUCACAGUUUACAAAGGAGGAGACGCUAGUGGAUUUUGUCUUGACGGCGACUGAUAUUUGGGCUGUUUGGCUGGAUAAUGACAACCAAACUGUGGUGAAGUACAUCAGCUUUGAGCACAAUGCAACAUGCAUGUGGAACCAGGUGUUUGUCCAGCCAUCACCAGAGGAGGAAGUUCACGUUGGCCAAGACCAAGACCCACGUGAAAUAUAUCUGGAUGUACUUUUUUCACCUCUGCGUUUCACGGCCUCAGCCAUCAUUAAAGCUUUGCAGAUUUACAAACGAGGUACAGAGCGAUAUUCUGACUUGUCAUGGGAGGAGCUAAAGAAAGAGGUUACUAUCACAGUGGAAAAUGAGCUUCAGGGCAGCGUGACCGAGUAUGAGUUCUGUCAGGAGGACUACCGUCUACUGCAGGUGGAGUUCUGGUCCAAGUUUUAUGCCUGCUGCCUACAGUACCAGGAUGUACUGGCCACACCCCUCGCCCUGCACAUCAGCCCUGCCACAGCCAUGAUCUGUGUCCUCAAGAAGGGCUUUUUGUCUUUCCUGUUACCCUGCUUCGCUGUUGACCAUCUUUACCUGUCCUCGGAUGAAUACCUGUUUUCUGAAGAGGAUACUCCAAUUGCUGAGGAUUCAAAUUUGAGCCGUGAUGUCCUUCAGCUCGUUCAGUGUCUCCGCAUGGUGAAUGAGUCUCUUCCAGAGGACAUGGCCUAUGAGAUGGAUAAAGCCCUCGAGGACCUGCUGUCUCCAGAGAAAGUGUCAGAAAAAGUAUUGGAGGGUCUUCUGGCCAGUGACAAUGGGAAUGUGAUUCAGGACAUUUUAAACAAAAUGCAAGACAUCAGUAACCCCACUGCUGCAAUAAACACGCUGCUGAGAGAACUAGACCUGGAGGCUGAUGCAGAGAACGACUCCAGGCCCACUGACUGUAUGGCAUAUUUCGCGAGAGAAGAGCGGCACCACCUCAGGAGGGAGGAAGACCAUCUCUUUUUAACAGGUCAGUCUCUAAGAGUGCGCAUUAGCCUCUCGCAGCUCUACGGCAGCAGUGUGGCUGCUAGUCUGGUCUGUCAAGCUGUGUGUCAGACCUCUAUGACCCGAACUCUGCUCUGCAGAGACCUGCUCAUCCUGCAGCAGCUGUACCUGCGAAUUGGAGAAAAUAUGUUUGUUCCAGGCGGUUCUCAGUUGCUGCAGCUCCAGCAGGACUUGAUUUCUCGAUGCUCUAGUCUGCUGUGCACAUAUCAUCUGCUCAAACAGAUGAGCCUGACGCUGUCCUCAUCAGUUCCACUUGACAUUCUAAAUGCCGAUCUUCAGCACCUGUCUGUUUUGGAGCUAUCCGACUCCACAACUCUUACAUCCGGUAGAUCAAUGUUAAAUCCUCCAACUGUGGUGGAGUUGUUCUACCAGAAUAUGGCCCGUAAAGCCAUCAUGACUCAGAUCUUCUCCCAGCAGGAUGUGGAGGGCAAUCAGGUCAUGUUGCACUGGCCACAAAUGAUCUCCAGUGUUGUGACACUACUCUGCCAGUUUCUCUGGCCCAGCAAUCCCAGUUUCCACUUUCCUGAAUGCCUGAUGAUAAACUGUCAGUAUGCACAGUUGCAGGAAUAUGUUCGGUUAGUUGGGCCCUGGUGCCAGGUUAAUGUGGGAUCCUAUCGUUUUGUUUUGGGUCAGUGCUAUCUGGCCAGUGGUGAGGGCCAGAAGGCAUUACAGUGUUUCCAGCAAGCAGCUGCUGAGGUGGAUAAAGAAGAGUUUUUAAUGAAACUCACAGGUUCAGACGAAGAGACUGCUGCUGCAACUGCUCCACGAUUACUUUAUUAUAACAAGGUUCUGAGGUUAUUGGAAGAUAUUGGUUUGCCAGAGCUUGUGAUUAAUUUGGCAACGUUGGCCAUAUCUGAAGCUGCGAAUGAUGAGAGAAGCCAGGCUGCACUGUGGACUCGUAUAUUCAAGCAUCAUCUGGAUCUUGGACACAACAAUCAGGCAUACGAGGCCCUGACGCAGAACCCUGAUUCUAGCAGGCAGCUGGACUGUCUCCGACAGCUGGUGGUGGUUUUGUGCGAGCGAGCUCAACUCCGAGAUCUCGUCCAGUUCUCAUUUGUUAAUUUGCAUGAUGAGGUGGUCAGCAUCAUUGAAUCUCGAGCAAGAGCUGUGGAUCUCAUGACUCACAACUACUAUGAGCUUCUGUAUGCUUUUCAUAUCAAUCGUCACAACUAUAGGAAAGCCGGUACAGUGAUGUUUGAGUAUGGUAUGCGUCUGGGCCGUGAGGUGCGAACUCUGCGCGGUCUCCAGAAGCAGGUCAACUGUUAUCUAGCUGCCCUCAACUGCCUGCGUCUCGUUCAUCCGGACUACGCCUGGAUUGUGCAGCCCUCGUCAGGAGCAGCGUAUGAGCGACCAGGUACAUCACCAAAAAGGAACUAUGAUGGUGAAUUUGCUGCAAAUCCAGUAAGUCAACAGAUCGACAUUCUUGAGCUAAAAGACUUGGAGAAGGAGUAUGUUCUUGCUCGGAGUAGACUGACAUUGGCUCAGCAGGACCCCCCCUCAGCCGCCAUCGCAGGAGGUGCAUCUUCACAAGAGAUGGUGGCUCUGCUGGUGCAAACAGGACUUUUCGACACAGCCUUGAUACUUUGUCAGACCUAUAACUUGUCUCUCACGCCCGUCUUUGAAGGACUGACCUUCAAGUGUAUCAAACUGCAGUAUAAAGGUGAUCAGGACCAGACUGAGGUGUGGAACUGGCUUGCAGCUAAUCAGUUGCCAACUAUUAUUACUACUAAAGAGUCCAGCGCGACAGAUGAAGCUUGGCGGCUCUUAGCUCAUUAUUUAGAGAAAUAUCCCUCACAGAACUCUCAAUAUCAUCAAUGUGUCAUCAACAAGUUGCUGUCACAUGGGGUGCCAGUGCCUGAUUGGCUGCUUAAUUCCUACAAGGAAAUAGAUGCUGCGUCAUUGUUGCGUCUCUAUCUGAACUAUGAUCAGUUAGAGUCUGCAGCUGAGCUCGUACUGGAGUAUGUGGAUGCUCUGCUUGGAAAGGGACAUCAGUAUUUUGGAAUAGAGCGGCCGCUCUCGGCUACAGCAUCCCUGGUAUGGCUUCCUUAUACAUCAAUCGAUCAGCUCUUAAGAAACCUCAGUGAAAGCCAGAUAAAUGAAAAGAUGUACAAGAAUCUGAAAGAUAAGCUAGCAGAGUAUCACCGUCUUGUGGAUCAGAGCAGCAGAAACAGACUUAUGGCCCGUUAACAGCCACCUGAAACUGCACUACGGACAUGUACUUGUUAUGAAUAAUUUUGGGGAAACUGCUGAAAAUGCAUUUGUACCAUUAAUUAUAUAAUAGAAAAAUGUGCAUUUUUUUAUAUAGACAUUGUGUGAAACAUCUUAAAUUUUGUAUGUUGACUUAACUGGUGUAAUUUAAAUAAGGAAUGCAAUAAAACAGUUGUCUAAUUGA
Molecule: messenger RNA, 4508 nt
Organism: Puntigrus tetrazona (Sumatra barb)
Lineage: Eukaryota; Metazoa; Chordata; Actinopteri; Cypriniformes; Cyprinidae
Gene: nup160
Product: nucleoporin 160
Exons: 36
Coding region: 44-4303 (1419 amino acids)
Cellular component (GO): nuclear pore
Molecular function (GO): structural constituent of nuclear pore
Source: RefSeq, a predicted model, not a curated record